This is a messenger RNA of Lolium rigidum, 1318 nucleotides long. Its product is annotated as alpha-ketoglutarate-dependent dioxygenase AlkB-like. Gene Ontology annotation, cellular component: nucleus; cytoplasm. The record is from RefSeq and is a predicted model, not a curated record. Gene Ontology annotation, biological process: oxidative RNA demethylation. The transcript has 3 exons. Bases 83 to 1117 code for a protein of 344 amino acids. Lineage: Eukaryota; Viridiplantae; Streptophyta; Magnoliopsida; Poales; Poaceae. Gene Ontology annotation, molecular function: ferrous iron binding; broad specificity oxidative DNA demethylase activity; oxidative RNA demethylase activity.
UGAGAAGAGGUCCUCUGAAUGUCAGAAGGAGGGUCCAUGUUCAUCUUCUCCCUCAGUUUGGAGAAAAAAAGUACAGCAGCAGAUGGUUACACCAGUUCAACAAUCGAGAUCUGAAGGUUUACUGCCGCAGACUGUUACACAGGUUCAACCACUGAAAUCUGUAGAUUCACUGCCACAGAUGGUUACACCAGUUCAGCCAUCGGUUGUAGAUUCACUGUGCCAAAUGGUUGGGUCGGUUCAAAUAUCAGACUCUCUAGACUCCAGGAGCACUUCAUGUGCCUCCGAAUCCGUUGUGGGGUCUGGUCCAGGAGCUGCUCCUUUUGAUAUAUGCAGGGGUGUCAGCAAAUGCUCUGUAGAGGUUAAACGUUCUUUACUGGACAUCAACAGGGAAAAACGGCGUGCAAAAGAACUUGCAAAAAGUGCAAAUGCAUUGCAACAUUUGAGACCUGGGAUGGUUCUGUUGAAAAACUUCUUAAAGCCUGAUGAUCAGGUUAAAAUUAUCAAACAAUGUCGGGAACUUGGUGUUGGCACAGGAGGAUUUUAUCAACCUUGCUACAAAGAUGGUGCUAAGUUAAGUCUACGGAUGAUGUGCUUAGGGAAGAACUGGGAUCCAGAUUCAAGCUCAUAUGUGGAUAGACGACCCUUUGAUGGUGCUCAGCCACCAAAGAUACCAGAAGACUUGACUAAGGUUGUCAAAGAUGCCAUCGAUGCUUCUCAUUCAUUCUUGGAACAAAGUGGUGGUCAAGGAACUUCCAAUCCUUUGAAAGAAAUUCCUCCGAUAUCACCAGAUAUCUGCAUUGUUAACUUCUACACCACUGCCGGGAAAUUAGGUCUUCAUCAGGACAAAGAUGAAACAAAAAACAGUCUUGUCAAGAAUCUGCCUGUUGUUUCGUUUUCAUUGGGUGACACUGCGGAGUUCUUGUAUGGUGACGCAAGGGAUGAAGCCAAGGCUUCAAAGGUUAAACUUGAAUCUGGUGAUGUUCUAAUAUUUGGCGGUCAAUCAAGGCACAUAUUUCAUGGGGUUUCUACCAUUACACCAAAAACUGCGCCGACCUACGUGACUGAGGAGGCGAAUCUUCGACCUGGGCGUCUGAACCUCACAUUCAGGCAGUAUUAGUUGUAUCUCCCAUUAAGCUAAGUGCAAGUAGAGGGCACUCUUAUUAUGUAUUAAAGUGCCCUGUUAGUAAAAUUCAGCAAGAGCACUCUAUCUAGCUAUUGCAAAACCUGGGUCGCCUGUUGCUGUGUGCAAUAUAUUUGCUCGACACUUUCAAUAUUUUGGAUUCAUCUUGUAUGCAAAUCCAUGGAUAUAAGCUAUAUG